Messenger RNA from Ostrea edulis (European flat oyster), 5299 nucleotides. RefSeq lists its product as uncharacterized. Bases 3640 to 4818 code for a protein of 392 amino acids. The record is from RefSeq and is a predicted model, not a curated record. The transcript has 8 exons. NCBI's taxonomy places the organism in Eukaryota, Metazoa, Mollusca, Bivalvia, Ostreida, Ostreidae.
GGGGGGUAGGGAAACUGUUACAAAAGUAGCCGUACAUGUACAGAAUAACACAUGAACAUUUAGUUUAGCCAUAUGGAUAUAAUUUAUUUUACAUUAGGCUAAGAAAAUGUUCACGUGUACUAAUAAUCAGGUAAAAUAUGUUCCAUUUAUCUAAUUUCAUUAGUUUCCUAUCCGGAUCAUUUAUUACAAUAAUAUCUAGACCUGUGUGUAUUUGCCUUAAUUAUUAUCAUUAACUCCAUAACAUCUAUGAAACGAAUUCAUUAAUUAAAAAGUCUUAUUCUGAUACUGCUACAUAUAAUAGAACCAAACUCCCUCCUCGCAUAUAUUUGGUUAGUGUGCAAACAAAAUUAAGGUAGACCUAUACUCUGCCUUAAAUGUACUCAAUCAUGAAAAAAUUGCCUUUAUAAGAUAGAUAUAUAUUCCAGUAAUAGAUAAACAUUGAAAAAUAUAUAUGUCAACAUGCUAAUUUCAUUGUUAUUGCUUCUCAAAAGUACGCACCCCAUCCACAUAUAAUCAGCAUUAAUGAAAAUGUAUUCCUCCUUAUUAUUUUUCUUAAUAUUUAUUAUUUUCCAAAACAAAUGGGCUGUAAUAAGCAACAUAGACUAUAUACCCAUUAUUUAAUGAUAUGUAAUCAUUUAUUUUAAUAAAUUUGAAUAACUAUUUUCAUAAUGUACACUUUGUGAGCCCACAUAUGUUAAAAGAAAUACUGUUGAAAAUGCCAUUUGAUGUCAAUAUUGGGUCUUUUUCUCCAAUUUUUAUGGACUAAACCUUGAAUAAAUUGUUUCUAAUUUACAGAUUAUUAUCUCAGAAAAAGGAUUUGCGUAAGAAAUUCAUAUGUUGACGCAUCAUUUUAAAAGCUAUAAGCUCUAUAACAAGUACACCCCCCCCCCCCCCCCCCAAAAUCUUGAAUUAUACAUUAGGCCAAAAAAAUUAAUAUGUUUGUUUCAGGUCGCCUCCGAUUUCAAAAGAGGGUCGGUAGGUAGGCUUUUUAUUUAUUUUUUCAAUAUUUUUUUUUUUCAAAUAAAUAUGUGCCGUCAAUGAAAAUUUGAUAGUUAAAGUAGUUUAAUGGAUAAAAAAUUGGUUCAGAGUACAAUGUUUAAUUGACAAUAUGCACAAUAUAUGAUUGAGUUUUGAUAUACAUUUACAAUAAAUGUCUUAGCAUAUCAAAAUUGUAAGACAUCCUAUAUGGAGCAGAAACCGUACGCAUUUUUAAAGGUGGUACAUAUUAUGAUAAAUAUAUUAUUAUUCAUAAACAUUGUCAUUUGUUUGUAAUCAAUGUGUCAGCUUAACUUCUACCCAAAACACAAUAUUCAACCACAUACAACAAUACAUUUGACAAAAGGCAUUGUAUAGUAUAUAGUUCAUACAAUGUUUAUUAGGUUAAAGACUACCCUUGCACUUGGUUUGAGUGACUUUGUACAUGUACAUAUUCUCGUGGAAGUCCUAUACUUCCACCAAAUAGUUCUUUUAAAUAUAAUUACUUACAUGCUUUGACAUACUACAAGUAAUAUAUAAACAUAGUUUAGACGUUCAGUUAAUUUCGUUUUUGAAUAAAUGAUUCGUGGCUUUGAACAAUCUGUACAAGUUACCAGUGAAGGAUUUUUUUUACCCCUUGAAUCCAGGGGCCAGGGCCUUCAAGUUUGGGGAAAAUAGCGAUAUUUGAUUGAAAUUGGGAAAUUUGUUUUAUACAAAUGAAUAAGAAAAACAAGCAAAAAGUUAACCAUUUGAUAUUUUAUUAUCAAUGUGGCUGGCUUUAAACAAGCUUUCAUUUCCGGUCUUUAGCAAAGAAAAAACUGUCACAAAUGUUUUGCAACAGAGUGACACUGAGGUUGGAUGGCCCCUCAUGGUAUAUUCUCAUCAAACCAUCCAAUUUGGGAAUUUUUUGGCAUCAUUUUGGGAAAAACAUCUACUUUUCAGCAUUGCCCAUGAUUAGGAAUGGGGCCAAAUUUCGACACUCUACCAGGGAUUUAUCAGCCUAUUUUGGGAAACGCCAUUUUUUCAUUAUUGGGAAAAUUUAAUCGACAACUUGUUGAAAUUGGGAAAAUAUAUUAAAUUCCAACAUCACCUUUAAUUUUCACAGAAACACAACACAGUGUUAACAUGGUCAGACCGCAUCAGCAAAUUCUAAUAAUACUGUCCAAAGAUAUGUGUACAAGUCUAUUAAAAUGCAUGGAGUGCAAAUAAUACUCAUUGAGGAAAAGCCUCUCUCUACAGAGGCAGUAGAGACAUGAACAAUGCAAAGAAGUUCCAGGAAACAGAAUGCACGAUUUGCGAUUUAAAAAAACACAAUUUUUUCAAAAUUUUAUUUUUGGGAAGUUUUACCCGCAAAUUGGGAAAAUCUGAGCCUACUUUCGAUUGGGAAUGGGGCCGAAUAUCGGCCCCUGAGAAAGUACUGAUAAAUCCUUGUCCACAGACCCUAAAAAAUCCCCGCAGUGCACGGGCGUUUUGGGUUGAAAAGAGUGAAGGAUCAUUAAAUUUUCUUCAUAUGUCGCAGAAACUGCUACUGGAUCCAAGUGUGAGAUAAAGAAUAAAAAUGUUCGACUACGAACAGGGUCUAGACCCGUUUGGUGCUAGCCCUCACUUCACGUCCGCACGACUGUCCACCUUAAAAUCUGCGCCUUGAAUAUGUCGUUUAAUAUCGAUUUGUGCAAGACAGUUGUCAUAAUAUAAUUGGGGUUCUGAUACUGGCAUUUAGGUAACUUUAUUGCCGACACCGAAGCAGCUUCUAAUAGAUGUGCCGCCAUUGUUGUCAUCGGUAUUGUUAACUCGUACCAAAAUGAUUUCGGGUAAUAGUUCGUACAUCGAUACAUUGAAAUGGGAAAAUUGAAAAAAAAAUAUAGGGUCGGUGGAUAUAUUUAGGGUCGGUCGGGCGACCGGAAACACAAACAUAUUUUUUAUUUUGGCCUUAAUAUCAUAUUUUCAUACGACAUGUGAAAUUUGAGUAUAUUUACAACAUUGGAUAAUAAUUUGAACUAUGUUAAACUAUAAGUAUUAUAGAUACAUGUGGGUUGCAAUUAGAUUUUAUAUUUUAUCUGAAAACAAAUCAUUCUAGAAGAUGGUAUUCACAAUGUGAAUGUAAAACGAAAGUAACAAACUGGAUUUUGAUAGUUUUGCUAUUAUGAUUAAUGCAUGUGUGUAAUAUCUUUUAUCAUGGAAUCAUUUGUAUGUACAUAAAUUGGAUAUACGUACAUGUACACCACUUACGCCGAUCUAUGUAGAUGCAAUCUCAAUAAGGAACUACACUGUAAUCGCAUAAUACAGAUGCCGCCCCGAUAAUUUUUAAAAACAGGAGAGGGGAUGAGGGAAAAAUUAAAAAUGUAUGACGGUCGGUGAAAUAAAACAAAUUAGUUGCAGCCGUUCUUUGAAGCUUGUGAUAACUACGACAUCUGUGGUCACUGGAGCAGCGAAUUACAGGUCAUCAAUCCAGGAAGCAUCAAAAAGUGGGGGUUAUAAGCCACACAGUUCAAUAUCGUAGAUAGGGAUGCUUAUAAUUGCACUCGAAGUAUUUGUGUCUUGAUCUCAUUUUGAGGGACUUUAAUCCAUGAAGAGCUAAGUAUAUGAAUGUGAUUCGGAAACAGGCCAUUGAGAAAUCGUACAAUAUAUAUUACAUAUGUGUGCGCGUGCUGUUUCUCUCCAGCCAUGACAGCUAAAACUCUAUACACAUCAGAACCAAUGAUAAAAAUAGUGAACUCGACGACGCUAACUGGACGUGCGCUGACAUCGCCGGAGUUACUUCUACAGAGACGUUCUUCAACUUCCUCCUCAGGCAGCGAUCAGUCUUCUUCACAGACGGAUGGUGUGGACGGUUCAAGGUCAUACGAUUUUCGUGUCCUUGACAGAACUCUGUUUACUAUAAUAACCAUUCCAGCUCCGCACCAGUGGGGAUACUAUCACGUGGUUGACGAUGUCGGGCAUGACAUUACUGAAAUAAUGAAAUAUGACAGAAUUAUUCGAAUUAAUCACAGUGACGUUAAAGACAGCGAUGCCACUUCCUUCAGAAAUACCCUCCAGACGGAACUGAAGAAUUUGAAAAAGUGCUGUAAACAUCGAAUAAGGAUGUCAUUGACAUUAUGGCGCUGGAGAACGAGCGAUAUACGAGAGGUUCGCGUUCAGCUUAGCUUUAAAUCUAAAAAUAAUGCUGUGUCAGCACCUCCUCCAAGUCGGCAAAUCCGAAAACAUGGAAAACUCACACUUCAGGCGACCAACGUAAAGAAAUAUAUCAAAGUGGAAAGCGGAAUGCCAGGGACUUAUGUUCGAUUCCAACCAGAGACGGAAACACUAACAGUCGCACCGAUGAAUAAAGACGAAAAACAAUUUUAUCUAUUCAGUUUCACGUUUUAUUUCUGUCAAGUGAAGUGGUCCAAACAAAUGGUUGAACGUGUAGUAUGCACCAUGAUCUGUCAAGUAGGCGAUGGAGUUUAUGACGUCAUCGGAGACGUGGACACAAAAGAAUUUAAUCUAAGUCCUCAGAAGCCAAUAUCAGCAGACAACCCAGACGAGCGAUUUUUCAUUUUAUACGAGCUUGACAACAGCUACAACGUUUACGAAAUGCUCUUAUACGAAAAUGAAUGUGUGAAAUACGAGCGGACAGAGAAGACUUUCCAAAUCAAUAAUCUAGGAAUGUCAAAAUCCAUGUCUAAAAGAUCGUUCAUUGAGCCCAGCCCAAGUUUUCUUUUCGAUAUGCCUCAGCUAUCAGAAAGGGGCGUGUACAGACUCAGGCGGGGGAUUUGUUGCACACGUCCCCAAACACAAUAUCUCGACGGUGUGAAGUCCUGUAAUGAGUUCAUGCUUGAGAGCGAACCUGAUACAGAUGAUUGAUAUAGCAGUCAAGUGGACAUAGUGUGUAACAUAUAAUUACAGGAACAUGUGCUUUUCUUCCGUAUUGACCUAAAUACAUGAUUUUUUAAAAAAGAGUUUCUUUAAAAAAAAAAAUUAUGCACAUCUAAAACAUGUCUCUGUGUGCAGUAUCUAGCCGUAAAUAAGUCUUCACUACUAAAAAUCAAUUUCUACAAAAACAUGUUGUGGGUCAAUUUAGUCCAAUUUCCUAUUGAAGUUGGGGUAAUUUAUGAAAUCAAGGCAAAACUAACCGCAAAAUGCUAUCAUUUCAAAAUAUAUUUUAAUGUACUUUAAAUUAUUAAAUGUUUUAAUUUUGUGUUUUAAUAUUCAUAAAUUUUCUGCACAAUCAAUGGCCAUACAAGUUCUGCAUCAUGAAAAUAAAUAAAAAUAAAAGAUGUAUUUUAUUGUACUUUAAACUGUUAAACAUUUAAAUAAAUAAAAAUAAAAGAUGUAUUUUAUUGUA